Messenger RNA from Urocitellus parryii (Arctic ground squirrel), 2432 nucleotides. It is a transcript of the gene Lrrc51, whose product is annotated as leucine rich repeat containing 51. The record is from RefSeq and is a predicted model, not a curated record. Lineage: Eukaryota; Metazoa; Chordata; Mammalia; Rodentia; Sciuridae. Gene Ontology annotation, molecular function: protein binding.
CUUACAAUCCUGCCUCAGCCCCUCAUGUUGCUGGGAUUACAGACAUGCACCACUGUGCCUAGCUAGGUGUAGAUUAUUAAAGUCCCUGAUACAUCUCUUCCUUUAAUCUACUUUCUGAUCUUUCUUUUCCACAUUUAUUUUUCUGCAUCUGCAUUGUCCAGUAUAGCCAUUAGUCACAAGUAGCUAAUUCAAAUUGGGAUGGGGGGGCAUAAUGUAAAAUAUCUUAGUAAUUUCUAAUAUUGAUUACAUGCUGAAUAUUUUGGAUAUAUUGGAUUAAAUAAAAUUUUGAGAUGAAAUUAGUUUUACUUUAUUAUUGCUCCUAGAAAAAAUUUAAUUACAUGUUAAAAAUUACAUACGAAGUUUGCAAUUGUGAUUUUUAUUAUAUCUCUAUUGGACAGCACCGUUCUACAGAUCAUCCUGCUUUAACAGUGUGUUAUUGAAAACCUCAUCCUUUUGGAAAGGAGGGAAAGUAUUAAUGCAGAGGAGGUGACAGCAGUAAAUGAUGUGCAAAAGGGGGAGGUUAACUAGGACAUGCACUUGUCCAUCUAUUUGUCUUUUGUUUGUAUGAUUCACAAAAAAAGAAAAAGAAAAAAAAAAAACCUCCUUGGCAAAAUGAGUUUUUUCAGCUCUCUUCAUCCCAGGUAAGUAGUAUUCUGUAGUUUGCCCAUCUCCAGGAAAAACCUGUUCUCAGAUUUACUUUAGCUAAUAUACUGGAAAGGAUCUGAUAAGACAAUUCACACCACAUUGCAAAUAAUUGGUAACUUUAUGUUUACCCCUCUCAUAGGGAAUUUCCAUUUUAACAGGGAACAAUCCCUGAACCCAAAGGAACGAAUCCCUAAUGGUGGAGUUUCAGUCAUCAGUGACAGGAACCCGGACUACCAAGGCCCAUGCUUGCACCUGAUGAAUGAUGGCCUGAACUAUGAGCAAACGGGACUAUAAGAACACUUCCGUGCAGGAGCCCCCUCUCGACUAUUCCUUCAGAAGCAUCCACGUCAUCCAAGAUCUGAUAAGCGAGGAGCCAAGGGUAGGGCUCCGACCACUGAAGCAUUCAAAGUCAGGAAAGCCAUUGACCCAGUCCCUGUGGCUGAACAACAAUGUCCUCAAUGACCUGAAAGACUUCACCCAGGUGGCUUCACAGAUCCUGGAGCACCCAGAGAACCUGGCCUGGAUCGACUUGUCUUUCAAUGACCUGACUUCCAUUGACCCUAUCCUAACAACAUUCUUCAAUCUGAGUGUUCUCUAUCUUCAUGGAAACAGUAUCCAGAGCCUGGGAGAAGUGAAUAAGUUAGCUGUCCUUCCUCGGCUUCGAAGCUUGACACUCCAUGGUAACCCCAUAGAGGAAGAGAAGGGGUACAGGCAAUAUGUGCUGUGCACCCUGCCCCGUAUCACCACGUUCGACUUCAGUGGRGUCACCAAAGCAGACCGUACCACAGCUGAAGUCUGGAAACGCAUGAACAUCAAGCCCAAGAAGGCCCGGAUCAAGUAGGAUGCACUCUGAGGUUCCCAGGACCCCAGCAGUCCUGAAGCUAGUCAGCUUAGUUUGAGAAUAAAUGAUUUGAGCUGUUGUUCAGAGUAGAAGUCACUUGUACCUUGCAAAGAUGCCCUCCAACUCCAGCAACUGCCAGUAGCUCUAAUAUUACUUCAUUGAGGCASGCAAUGAUGGGAAAGGCCUGCUGGCCAGAGACACAGGGGACCUGGGUUUGCAUGUGUCCUUGGAAAACUUAUCUAGCCUCUCUGGGCCCCUCUGUUCUCUUCAACUUAGAUAUCAUGGGAUUAGAGAUCAGCAUUUCCCAAAUUCUUCACAGAAUGCCAGGUUCUUGGAGCUGCGACAGAGGCCUCAAAGACAGGCCCAGAAGAUGGGCUAUGUUCUACUUCAAUCAGAUCACAGUAGUCCUACUCUUAAUAUUUAUAUGUUGGUAUUCUGCUUAAGAUUCCAUUUCAUAGCCAGGCAUGCCUAUUAAUCCCAGCAGUUUGGGAAGCUGAGGCAGGAGGAUCACAGGUUCAAAGCCAGCCUCAACAACUUUUUAAGGCUUCAGGAACUUAGCGAGAUCCUACCUCAAAAAAUAAAAAGGGCUGGGGAUAUGGCUCAGUGGUUAAAUGUCCCUGGGUUCAAUUCCCAGUACAAAAAAAAAAAAAAAAAAGAUUUCAUUUGAUAAAAAGAUCUUCUUGCUUUUGAAAACAUUUGUUUGCUGGGUCCUUAUUAAGCAUCCCUAGCAGAAUCUGGUCUCCUCCACCCCUAGCGCUACUGUAAUUCCACUGAGCCUGAGGCAGGGUCUCCAGCAUUCAUAACUGCCUCAGAUUUAGUUCUGUCCAGCUGUGACAGUGUUUGAUAGGGAUAAGAGCAGUCUUAUCCAACCUGAGGUUAGCCUAGGUUGAGUCUAAGCUAAGCCUGGGAACUCUGAACGCUUAUCUCCUAGAUUCCUUUUUUUUUU